Messenger RNA from Paraglomus brasilianum, 179 nucleotides. The record is from the annotation of a GenBank genome assembly. NCBI's taxonomy places the organism in Eukaryota, Fungi, Glomeromycota, Glomeromycetes, Paraglomerales, Paraglomeraceae.
ACAUCCCGCAAGAUAACCCACCCACUAAUAAUUCGACGGAUAUUCCGAUAUUCAACAUACUUGAAAUUGUGUCGCCUCAACCAGAGAAAGAAACGUCGGAAAAUAUUGUAGAGUCGGCUAAGAUUAUUGAAGCUAGCGAUAAUCGUAGUUCAGAUAUACUUACGCGAAUGGGAGGAUGA